AUGAAUGUUCCAAAAAAAUUCGAAGUUAAUCAAGCCAAUUCUAGGAGGAAUGUCCUGUGGUCUUCCUUUAUUCUUUUCGGCUUUUCGGUAUUUGCUGGAAUAAUUGCGAGUGGUAUUCUAUCAAGUUUAUCUGAAUUACUUGGGUAUGAUAUUUUGAGCGACUUCAUCUUGAGAAUUCUCGAAGCUCUUUCGGUAAGGCUUCUAAAUUCAGUCUAUCGCACUGGUCAAUUUUCAUCUACAUUUAACUUCAAACUAUUUAAAAGCGCUCGUAAAAAAUUCCAGUGUUGUAACAUUGGAAGUUUGCAUGGGCCGGUGGACUUCUUUUUCGCUGCUCUACCUCUUUGUUCUUGCUUAUUCUAUAUAGUUGCCUUCAAAAAAAUACGAUCCAUGCGAAGAUCGAGUAUCGGCUUCGAAGUAACAGACAAAUUCGAAAGGACAAUACUGAAGCAAGGUUUUCUAAUCUGCAUUUUUUACACGUAUAGUCUUGAUGAUUAUGGUGAAUUCUAUUCACUUUCUCAACUGAUUUUUUAUGCUUCUAUGAAUCUGCCACCGAUCGGAUUUCCUCUUAUUGUGUUUAUAUGCUCGAAGGAAUUUCGAAAAUUGUUUCUAGUAAACUGUUCCAAGCUACUUUCCCAUACUCAAACCAUUCACACUUUAUCCACGAGUCGAGGUGAGUGA
Messenger RNA from Haemonchus placei, 678 nucleotides. The record is from the annotation of a GenBank genome assembly. NCBI's taxonomy places the organism in Eukaryota, Metazoa, Nematoda, Chromadorea, Rhabditida, Trichostrongylidae.